AUGUGGGAAGCUGCUGGUUCUGAUGCUGGUGUUGCCGAUUUUGUUGCUUCUGCUGCUCCUGCUGCUGCUGCUGCUGCUGCUGCUGCUGCUGCUGCUGCUGCUGCUGUUGCUGCUCCUGCUGCUCCUGAUGCUGCUGCUGUUGCUGCUCCUGCUGCUCCUGCUGCUCCUGAUGCUGCUGCUGUUGCUGCUGCAGAGGAGUCAGAGGAAGCAGAGGAGGAAGAAGAGGAUGAUGAUUUCGUGGAGGAGGGGAAAGGAGAGGAGAAGGAAGAGCAGGAAGAGGAAGCAGAGGAGGAUGAUAAUGACUUGGUGUGCGGCGUUGCAGACGACAUGAGACGCAUGUGGGAGGCUGCUGCUGCUGCCAACGCCGCUGCUUUACGUGAGGAGGAGGCUGAGGAGGAGGACGAGGAAGAAGAAGAAGGGGGUUUGAUUGUAGGUGACCCGGAGGAGAUGAGGCACGUGUGGGAGGCUGCUGCUGGUGCUGCUGCUGAUGCUGCUUCUGGUGCUGCUUCUGGUGCUGCUGCUGAUGCUGCUUCUGCUGCUGCUGCUGGUGCUGCUGCUGCUGUCCGGGGUGCGGGUGGGGAAGAAGAGGUGGAGGAGGAGGAGGAGGAGGAGGAUUUGGUGGUUGGUACUGCAGAGGAGAUGAGACGAGUGUGGGAGGCUGCUGCUAAGGCGAGGCAAGCCAAGAGGCAAGCGCAGUGGCAAAUGGAGCAGCAGCAACGAGUUCUGCUGCAGCAGCAGCGACAGCAGCAGGAACAACAGCAACAGCAGGGGCAGGAGCAGCAACAAGUGCAGCAGCAACAAGUGCAGCAGCAACAAGUGCAGCAGCAACAAGUGCAGCAGCAACGAGUGCAGCAGCAACGAGUGCAGCAGCACAACCAACAGCAGCAGCACCAGCACCAGCAGCAGCAGCAACAAGUGCAGCAGCAACGAGUGCAGCAGCACAACCAACAGCAGCAGCAGCAGCAGCACCAGCAGCAGCAGCACUACCAACAGCAGCAGCAGCAGCAGCAGCAGCAGCAGCAGCAGCAGCAGCAGCAGCAGCAGCAGCAGCAGCAGCAGCAGCAGCAGCAGCAGCAGCAGCAGCAGCGGCGGCGGCAGCACUACCAACAGCAACAGCGGCAGCAGCGGCAGUGGGUGGAAGCUGAGAGUCUUAGCAGUGAUGAGGCCAGCAGUCAAGAAGAGCAUGCUGCUAGCAGUUCCAGCGACCCUGAAUUCGCCUCGUUUGUUGCUGCCUCGUUUGGUGCUGCUUCGUUUGGAGUCAAGGAAUUUGAAGGAGUGAAAGGGGUCAAUGGUGUUCAGCGAGCCAAUGCAGCUAAUGCUACAGCUGAAGGAGCAGAGCAGAGAGCAGAGCAAAGAGCAGAGCAGAGAGCAGAGCAGAGAGCAGAGCAGAGAGCAGAGCAGAGAGCAGAGCAAAGAGUAGAGCAGAGAGCAGAGCAGAGAGCAGAGCAGAGAGCAGAGCAGAGAGUGCAUGGGGUUCAGGGAGGGGGGGCAGUAGGGCCUGGGGUCUGGAAGGGUGGGCAUGGAAGGUUCGACGCAGUUGAUGUUGAUGACUCGGAUCCUAGUCACGGUGACUCAGCUUCGAGCAGCGAUGAGUCAGACGCAUUUACUGGUAAGGCUGGAUUGAACAGCCGUGAUGCAAAUGCAGGUUGCUCUGCUGCCGCAGGAGGUGCGGGGAGUGGUGGGACUGGUGGGGUGGGCGGGGUUGGUGGGGGAGCGGCAGUAGGUAAGGGGAGUGGUGGGACUGGUAGGGUGGGCGGGGUUGGUGGGGGAGUGGCAGUAGGUAAGGGGAGUGGUGCGGCUGGUGCAGGUAGGAGUGGAAGCAGCGGGUCUGAAGGGAGCUUGGAGGCUCGUGUUUUCAGAGCGACUGCAGGCCAGCAAGCCUCUGGUGGAAGAGGGGAGAGAGUUGCAGAUGCAACAGCAGUCAGGGUAUCAGAGAGAGCAGCGGGAGAGGCAGCAGAAGGUGCAGCAAGAGUAGCAGAAGCAACAAUCAUCACAGUGGCAGACGCAGCAGCAGAAGGAAACGAAGGGAAAGCAGGAAGAGAGAUUAGGACAGCGGCAGGAGAAGCUGCAGACACUUCAGUAGCAGCAGACAGAAGAGGGGUAGGAACAGCAGAUGGGGGUGGGGUUGAGGCGGCAGAGAGGAGUGGGAUAGGAGCAGCAGGCAGGGGAGCAGCAGUGGAGAUGGGGAGAGAGGCUAUGCGGCAGAGCGAGGGGUUUCGGAGUAUGGAGGACGAGGAGUGGAGGGAGCGACAGAAGGUGCUGCAGCAGCAGGCAGAGGAGGCUCAGGCUGAGAAGAGACGGAGAAGGGCGGAGCGCGCCGAACGUGAGAGGCUGGAACGAAUGCAGGCUCGGCAACAGAAGCGUGUGGAAGAGGUUCGACAGCAGCAGGAGCAGGUGGAGAAGGCAUCAGGCCUCAAGGAUCAGCUAAGAGCAUCGGUCCAUGCUGACCUUGCCAAGCGCCUGGCAGGGUGCCGUGACUUUGCAUCGGUCCUGGAUAAAAUUGGGAUCAAAGUUGAUGGCAUGCCACAGCCAUCCACUCAGCAGGUUGAAGCAGCUUUCAAGAAGGCGCUGCUUCGGUAUCACCCGGACCGGAUGGCGAGGCUCGGAGCAGGAGCGGACGUUCGGAAGCAGGUAGAGGCAGAGGAGACGUUCAAAAUGAUGCUGGAGAGGAAGAAAAUGCUUCCGCUUGUUGCACCUCCUGCCCCACCUGCCCCACCUGCUGCCCCAGCUUACCCGAAUUUCGGUCUGCCCAGGUAUCACAAGUUUGGUAGGAGACGUUAUUACUACUAA
Molecule: messenger RNA, 2790 nt
Organism: Closterium sp. Naga37s-1
Lineage: Eukaryota; Viridiplantae; Streptophyta; Zygnematophyceae; Desmidiales; Closteriaceae
Source: the annotation of a GenBank genome assembly